UUUUCAUUUUCCGGCUUUUGUUUCCAUUGCUUGUCUGUUUGGCGUCGAAUUCCCUUCUAUUCCGACACACUCUCGAGCUGCGUUUCUCCUUCUCCAAUGGCGGAUGAUGGCUCGGCAUCUCUCAGAAGAGACCCUAUCAAGUCUUCAGUUGGGAAUAUCGCGGGGCAAAGAAGGCGGCAGCAGGCUGUGACUGUGGCAAAAGAAAGGAGGGAGUCACUGGUUAGGGCAAAACGGCUUUGUAGAGUCGGGACUAGUGGUGAGGAUGAGCACUUUGAGAAUGAGAUGAUCAUUGACGAAGAGCAGCCACUAUUGGAGGCUCAAACUGCUAAAGCUGUGGACGAGCUUAAAUCUGCUGUUCAGUACCAGGGAAAAGGUGCGACGCAGAAGAGAAUUGCUGCACUUCGUGAACUGAGGCGGUUAUUGUCAAAGUCGGAGUUUCCUCCUGUUGAAGCUGCUCUGAAAGCUGGUGCAAUAACUUUACUCGUGCAAUGUCUUUCAUUUGGCUCUCAUGAUGAACAGUUACUUGAGUCUGCUUGGUGUCUGACAAACAUUGCUGCUGGAAAACCUGACGAAACAAAAGCUUUAUUGCCUGCACUGCCGUUACUUAUAGCUCACCUUGGAGAAAAGAGCUCUGUACCUGUGGCUGAGCAGUGUGCAUGGGCACUUGGCAAUGUUGCCGGUGAAGGAGAGGAGUUGAGAAAUGUUCUAUUGUCACAAGGAGCCUUGCCACCUCUAGCACGUAUGAUUUUGCCCAACAAGGGUUCUACAGUUAGAACAGCUGCAUGGGCGUUGUCAAACCUGAUCAAAGGGCCCGAGGCAAAAGCUGCAACAGAACUGGUCAAAGUUGACGGGGUACUUGAUGCGAUUCUUCGACACUUAAAGAAAGCGGACGAAGAAAUUGCUACCGAGAUUGCAUGGGUCGUUGUUUACCUCUCUGCUCUUUCAAAUGUCGCUACAAGUAUGCUCUUGAAGAGAGAUAUUCUUCAACUACUUAUUGAAAGAUUAGCAACCUCAAGUAGUCUACAACUCCUUAUCCCGGUUCUACGGAGUUUAGGUAACUUUGUAGCUGGAGAUUCUCAAACAACGUCAGCCAUUAUUGUUCCUGCACAGGAAACCACAGACAAUAUCAUAGGAGUGCUUGUAAAGUGCUUGAAAAGCGAGCAUCGGGUUUUGAAAAAGGAAGCUGCCUGGGUGCUAUCCAAUAUAGCCGCUGGCUCUAUCGAGCACAAGAAAAUGAUACAUUCUAGCGAGGCGACGCCAUUGCUAUUGCGUCUUUUGUCCACAGCACCGUUUGAUGUAAGGAAGGAAGCUGCAUAUGCGUUGGGAAAUCUAUGUGUAGGUCCUGCAGAAGGGAACACAAAACCAACUCUACUACAAGAGCAUUUAGUCUCUCUUGUCAGAGGAGGAUGCCUCACGGGUUAUAUCGACCUUGUUAGAUCUGCAGACAUCGAGGCUGCAAGGCUAGGCCUUCAGUUCAUCGAGCUGGUUCUGAGAGGUAUUCCAAAUGGGGAAGGUCCGAAGCUGGUCGAAAGAGAAGACGGCAUUGACGCAAUGGAAAGGUUUCAGUUCCACGAGAACGAAGAGCUAAGAGUUAUGGCGAAUAGCCUUGUCGAUAGAUAUUUCGGAGAAGAUUAUGGGAUCGAAGAGUAAACCCACCUUCUCCCUUUAUGGUUGUUGUUGUAACAGUUGUAACUUGUAAAACAGUUUUGUCCCUCUGUUGAAGAGAGUAUCUACUCCUUUGUUCAUUUGGACUGAUGCUUUGGUUAUUUUCAAACAUGA
Molecule: messenger RNA, 1779 nt
Organism: Tarenaya hassleriana
Lineage: Eukaryota; Viridiplantae; Streptophyta; Magnoliopsida; Brassicales; Cleomaceae
Product: importin subunit alpha-9
Exons: 11
Coding region: 97-1650 (517 amino acids)
Biological process (GO): NLS-bearing protein import into nucleus
Cellular component (GO): nucleus; cytoplasm
Molecular function (GO): protein binding; nuclear import signal receptor activity
Source: RefSeq, a predicted model, not a curated record